Messenger RNA from Brenthis ino (lesser marbled fritillary), 1404 nucleotides. The record is from the annotation of a GenBank genome assembly. Lineage: Eukaryota; Metazoa; Arthropoda; Insecta; Lepidoptera; Nymphalidae.
AUGAAGUCAUUGUACGGAAGCAAGAUGUGUCCGAUAUGGCCACUGCAUUUGAUAAUAUUAUAUAUACUGGUGUUAUGCCCUCUGUGGGUGCUCUGCCAGGCAGCGCCGAAUCUCCUUUCUGAAUUCCUGACAGAAGUCGAUCAAGUACACAUGAAUGACCAUUAUUAUGUCGAUGUCAAUGUUAUAGGAUCAGGAUUUCGAGUAGACGACGUAUUAUAUUUAAAAACAACAAACGAACAUAUAGCCACGGCAGAAUGGAAUUCAACAUAUCGCCUCACUGAGCUUCAGGUGACUAAUGAAAAAUUUGAAGGCAAAUUUAGGGUAGAUGGACAUUUUCUCGGUAGAACAGAUUUAGUAGUAGAAUUGCAUCGAGACGCCAGUCAACAACCAAUCAACGGUACUUUACCUAUCACGGUUACCAGACCUGAAAGAAUUAUAGACAGGGUGUUCGUAUCUAGUGUCGCACUUUUUGUGUCCUUGAUCUUCAUAAACUUUGGAUGUGCAAUGAACUGGAACAACGUUAAGGGUGUCAUAAGGAAACCUGUAGGACCAGUCAUCGGGAUGUGCGGGCAAUUCUUAUUCAUGCCCUUGAUAUCGUUCGGUCUAGGGUUCCUAAUAUUCCCGGAAUCUCCUGCAAUGCGUCUCGGCAUGUUUUUCACUGGAGUAUCUCCGGGUGGAGGUGCCUCUAACAUAUGGACCUUCAUAUUGAAGGGAAACUUAGAUUUGUCACUCACUAUGACGUCUAUAUCUACUUUGGCUUGCUUUGGAUUCAUGCCAGCUUGGCUGUUUUCAUUAGGCCAAGUAGUAUUUGCGAAUGCAAACAUAGUGGUUCCAUACGCUCGUAUAGCCACAUUCGUGGUCGGCCUCAUCGUCCCCUUGGCCAUAGGUCUUGGCAUGCAGAAGUUUACGCCAAGACUUGCCGCAUUCAUGGUCAGGAUCCUAAAGGGAUUCUCGACUACAUUACUUCUGUUCAUCAUAGUAUUUGCCAUUGUGACUAAUUUGUAUAUCUUCGAGCUGUUCACUUGGCAGAUAGUCGUGGCGGGCAUGGGCGUGCCGUGGCUGGGCUACGCGUCGGGCUACCUGCUGGCGCGCGCGCUGCGACAGCCGCACGCCGACGCGCUCGCCAUCUCCAUAGAGACCGGCAUACAGAAUACCGGCAUCGCCAUCUUCCUGCUGCGCUACGCGCUGCCGCAGCCCGAGGCCGACCUCACCACCGUUGUGCCAGUAUCGGUGGCCAUUAUGACGCCUGUGCCUAUGACGGCGAUCUACAUUUACCAGAAAAUAAGCACAUGCUGGGGAUGUGACCCGUGCGAAACAGAAAUGCCCACAAAAAAAUGCCAGAUGACAUCACACCAGUAUCCAACGCUCCCGUCGUUGCAACCAUUGAUGUCAAAUAGCCAGGUG